Molecule: messenger RNA, 1611 nt
Organism: Brachypodium distachyon (stiff brome)
Lineage: Eukaryota; Viridiplantae; Streptophyta; Magnoliopsida; Poales; Poaceae
Product: myb-related protein P
Exons: 3
Coding region: 253-1296 (347 amino acids)
Source: RefSeq, a predicted model, not a curated record
GCGCCGCGCCCUGCCGUGCCCGGCCGCGACUGACCGAGUGAGAGAAAUAUCACAUCUAGCUUCAGUGAUCAUAGUAGUCCGCCCGUCCCUUCACUCACCAACUCCUUUUGGACCCGGGCCGGCGCAGAUCGUGUAGAUAUUAUCCCGCGGCGCGCGCGCGCAGGCAGGGGCAUCUACCACGUGCUGGGGAGCUUAAUUAGCUUGGCAAGCACUCGCGCGUGCGGCGAGAGAGAUUGAAUCGAUCGGGGGGAUAUGGGGAGGGCGCCGUGCUGCGAGAAGGUGGGUCUGAAGCGGGGGAGGUGGACGGCGGAGGAGGACGACAUACUCGCCAGCUACAUUGCGCAGCACGGCGAGGGCUCAUGGAGGUCGAUGCCCAAGAAUGCAGGGUUACUGAGGUGUGGCAAGAGCUGCAGGCUGCGGUGGAUCAACUAUCUCAGAGACGGGGUCAAGAGGGGGAGCAUCUCCAGGGAGGAAGACGACCUAAUCGUCAAGCUCCACGCUACCCUUGGAAACAGGUGGUCCCUGAUCGCGAGCCACCUGCCUGGACGGACCGACAACGAGAUUAAAAACUACUGGAACUCGCAUCUCAGCCGGCAGAUCCACACGUUCCGGAGGACCUACACCGCAGGCAACGACACCACCAUAACCAUCGACAUCAGCAAGCUUUCCGCCGCCGGGAAGCGGCGGGGCGGCCGGACCGCCGGCCAGUCGCCAAAGAGCAGCACGAAGAAACACCCAGAGCCUGAGACUGAGCCCAACAAGGCGAAAGACGCGUCCAGCCCGGUCACGGCCACGUCUUCAGUAUCAAGCGCACUUCAGAGCGACGAGGCCCGAAGCGCGGUGGUCGACCCGGACCAGAAUCAGCCCAACAACAGCAUCAGCGGCAGUCACACUUCUGAUGGGCCUUGUAGCCAGGACGAGACGGGGCCCUUCUUCAUGGACCCUAUAGAUCAGGCUGGGGGGCUCUUGGAGGCGAACAGCGCGAUGGAUCAGUUUGGGCUCUGGGAGGCGGACAGCUCGUUCAAUCAGAUUGGGCAUUUGGAGGAGAGCCAGAUGGAGGCGUUACUGUCCAACGGCGUUGCGAUGGAGAGUGGGCUAACUGGCGUCGAGCCCGAAGGCCAGGUCCAGGUGGACGAUCUCCUGGACAUGGACUGGGAGGGCUUUGCGGCCCAUCUAUGGAACGAGCCAGCCCAGAGUGAUAUGAUCCAGGCCGCGGAGCCGAAGACGACGACGACGGGCUCUGACCCGGACGAGCUCGACUCGUUCGUCAGUUGGCUCCUGUCUGACGCGUGCUAAGAUCAUAUAAAACGGCAGCGUCGACCAGCGCUAAUUCAGCAGGUGUUCAUGUGUGCAAGUUUUGAUAGUGUUUGCUAGUUUUAUUUUUGUAAGUAUGUGUUGUCUGGUGCAUGCAAAUGGUAGUAGUAGUGUAAUAAUAGUGUUCCUGUUCCAUAGAGUUAAUGGUAGAUUUGCAUAUGGCAUGUCAGUGUAGUUGGGAUCGGUAGGUUCGCAUGCAAAGCAUCCCGGUUGCUGUGGAAGCUUGCGCGAUUGCAUCAGCAGUGGAAUGGAACGAAGUGAACUUUUGAAAUGUGCUGUUUAAAUUAAUUUGUCUCC